This is a messenger RNA of Leishmania major strain Friedlin, 3834 nucleotides long. RefSeq lists its product as hypothetical. The transcript has a single exon. The record is from RefSeq and is a predicted model, not a curated record. Lineage: Eukaryota; Euglenozoa; Kinetoplastea; Trypanosomatida; Trypanosomatidae. The coding region runs from base 1 to 3834 and encodes 1277 amino acids.
AUGCUCGCUAGUUACGUCGAUCCUUCCGUUCACCCGCUCAGAGUUGGGCAGGUGGUCGCCUACGACUACCUUCACGCUGCGAAGACGUGGCAGUGGACCCUGGGUACGGUGCGUGAGAUCAAGGACUACACGGCCGUCGUGCAGCAGUGGGGCCUUCACACCGGAGACAUUGACACGCUGCGCUCCAUUCUCCUCAAAGAGGUCGACACGGAAAAUGGACGCAUGAAGAACUAUCAUGAUAUGCUGGCUAUCGCACGAGAGAAGCUCGCAUCCAUCCGCCGUAGCAACGAGGAUCGCGUUUCACACGUUCGAGGUCACUUUGACAAGGCUCGCGAAAAAGUAGAGCUCAUUGACGAGGUCGAUUUGCGCAAGGUCACGGCCCAGGCCGCCCCAUCCCCGGUUGCUGUAGCAGUGCUGAAGGCGGUGUGGGCCGUGGCCAAGUGCAAUCCCACGGCGGUCGAGUUCUACGAGUGGGCAGAUGUGCAACUGGAGUACCGGAAGACAGCCGCUCUCGAUGAGAUCGCCAAGACAGACGUUCUGGCGAAGCUCUACCCUUCCGCGGAAAGUCUGCAGCAGUCCCUGGAGCAGGACCCCAAGCUGAACUACAAGGCGGCGGCGCGCGACUCAACGGUGGUGGCCAGCCUCCACGCGUGGGUCACCACAGCUCUUGCCUACCAGCAGGCGUACAACCUCCUGGCGCACGACAAGCGCAUCCAGGAGCAGAACGACGCCAUCGCAGCCGCCAUUGCUGGCAUGAAGGCCUGUCGCGCCAAGAUCGCCAAGCUCAAGGACGAGCUGUCUUCAAAGGACACGGCUGCACUUCCCGGUCAGGUCACCUCCUUCACCAGGACGUCAGUCCUGGUGACCAUUCCGUUGUCUGCCGUCAUCUCUACCGUCAAUGUGGCCAGCGAUAUGAAGGGAUGCGUGCUGACAAAAGAUGAAGUUGAGCAAAUUCCUGUUGAUGCCAAGCUAACGCGAUAUGCCCAAAAGCAAAAACUGGCUAUCACCGCAUCUCACCUUCUCGACCAAUAUGCUGCCGCGACUAGUACUCACAUCUACGCCACUGAACUGGAAGACCGCCUCUUCUUCUUUCAGCAUCACAUGGCUUCCGCUCUACGUGACGCACAGGCAGCUGCAGUCGAGGCACACCAGCGCCUCGCCGUCAGUCUCCAAGAGCUCGAGGCCUUCCGCCAGAAGCGCCACGACGCCCAGCAGGCGCGCGCCGCGGAGCCGGAACUUGCGGAUGUCGACGGCGUGGAGCCAAGCAGCGGGCCCAGCAGUAGUCGCUCUCCCGCUGGCCGCGCAACCCCCCGUGGACAGAGCGCUGCACCGCGCGGCACUGCAUCGCAGCAGCACAAGCUCCUCGACCCCGCCUACCAGUCGAUCGACCCGGCUACCAUCGCCAACGAGCCGCUCUACGCCGUCACCAUCGAAGAGUACAAGGCCAAAGACGCCGCGGGGGAGCGAGCCAUGGACGAGGCGGAGCGCAUGGCGGACGAAGUGCAGCGGCUCGCCGUGGAACUGGAGGACGCCAAGGCGGAGGCCGACAAGCUGGCGGAGGAGCUCGCGGCCAGGGACGAGGAGCUCGCCGCGCACCGCCGGAAGCGCCACGCUGCCCAACAGGUGCGCGCAAGCGACCCUACCUUGGCCGCCGCCGACGCUGUCGCACCGUGCAGCGGAAAGGGGGCAGCACCGCCGCACGUCGGCGCAGUGCAGCGCCAGGCCGUCGACCCUGCCACCGUGCCCGUGGCCCCCGGCGUUAUCGCAGAGGAGCCGCUCUACGUGGCCACCGCGGAGGAGCUGCAGCAUGUGCGCGACUUCGCAGAUCAGCUCGCUGAGGAACUCGAGGCGUUCCGCCAGAAGCGCCACGACGCCAAGAAGGCGCGCGCCGCGGAGCCGGAACUUGCGGAUGUCGACGGCGUGGAGCCAAGCAGCGGGCCCAGCAGUAGUCGCUCUCCCGCUGGCCGCGCAACCCCCCGUGGACAGAGCGCUGCACCGCGCGGCACUGCAUCGCAGCAGCACAAGCUCCUCGACCCCGCCUACCAGUCGAUCGACCCGGCUACCAUCGCCAACGAGCCGCUCUACGCCGUCACCAUCGAAGAGUACAAGGCCAAAGACGCCGCGGGGGAGCGAGCCAUGGACGAGGCGGAGCGCAUGGCGGACGAAGUGCAGCGGCUCGCCGUGGAACUGGAGGACGCCAAGGCGGAGGCCGACAAGCUGGCGGAGGAGCUCGCGGCCAGGGACGAGGAGCUCGCCGCGCACCGCCGGAAGCGCCACGCUGCCCAACAGGUGCGCGCAAGCGACCCUACCUUGGCCGCCGCCGACGCUGUCGCACCGUGCAGCGGAAAGGGGGCAGCACCGCCGCACGUCGGCGCAGUGCAGCGCCAGGCCGUCGACCCUGCCACCGUGCCCGUGGCCCCCGGCGUUAUCGCAGAGGAGCCGCUCUACGUGGCCACCGCGGAGGAGCUGCAGCAUGUGCGCGACUUCGCAGAUCAGCUCGCUGAGGAACUCGAGGCGUUCCGCCAGAAGCGCCACGACGCCAAGAAGGCGCGCGCCGCGGAGCCGGAACUUGCGGAUGUCGACGGCGUGGAGCCAAGCAGCGGGCCCAGCAGUAGUCGCUCUCCCGCUGGCCGCGCAACCCCCCGUGGACAGAGCGCUGCACCGCGCGGCACUGCAUCGCAGCAGCACAAGCUCCUAGACCCCGCUUACCAGUCGAUCGACCCGGCUACCAUCGCCAACGAGCCGCUCUACGCCGUCACCAUCGAAGAGUACAAGGCCAAAGACGCCGCGGGGGAGCGAGCCAUGGACGAGGCGGAGCGCAUGGCGGACGAAGUGCAGCGGCUCGCCGUGGAACUGGAGGACGCCAAGGCGGAGGCCGACAAGCUGGCGGAGGAGCUCGCGGCCAGGGACGAGGAGCUCGCCGCGCACCGCCGGAAGCGCCACGCUGCCCAACAGGUGCGCGCAAGCGACCCUACCUUGGCCGCCGCCGACGCUGUCGCACCGUGCAGCGGAAAGGGGGCAGCACCGCCGCACGUCGGCGCAGUGCAGCGCCAGGCCGUCGACCCUGCCACCGUGCCCGUGGCCCCCGGCGUUAUCGCAGAGGAGCCGCUCUACGUGGCCACCGCGGAGGAGCUGCAGCAUGUGCGCGACUUCGCAGAUCAGGUUGCCCAUGAUGUAGCAGCGAGAGAAGCGGAAGUCGCCGAUACCAUGUUGAAUCUUAGAAGGGAGUUGGAUGAAGUGCGCGAGCUGAAUGGUAAGCUAGAAGGCGAAGUUUUUGCUUUGAAAAAGCAACUGUGGGACGCUGAGGAUGCAUACAAAAAGUUAGCAGGCGAUCUGGAAGUCGCUGAAGACGAGCGUCAACAGCUGUGUGACGAUCUGGAGGCAGCCUUAGACGAGCUUGAGCAGAAGAAGGAUGAAUAUGAUGAACUGCUAGGCAACUUGGAGGAGGUUCAGGGUUUGCUGGAAGCCGCUGACAUUGCAGGGCGAACCGCGGUGGAGGCUUUGGAGCAGCGAAACCAAGACAUGACGGACCUGCAGGGCGAGUUGGCGAAUGCGCUGGACGCCAGCAAAGAAAAUGAGAAUCUUCGUGUACUGCUGGAUGCCAAGGAGAAAGAGAUCGAUAGACUGAAAGAGUACAACAGUUUCUGGACGGACACUGUCGGCACCGGAAAGCAGAAGGUAACACACAGGCUCACAAAGAUCUUCGAUGGCGACUGGACUCGUUUGAUGCGCCAUAGACCUGAGGCACUGAAGGCAGCGUUCGUGAUUGAUUCCAGCAACGCAUGCCACGUGCCUGGAGACCAGAUUGGGCAGGUAGAUUUCGAUCACGAUUAG